GAGGCAAAUCGGGAGCUGGGAGAGCGCGCCGGUGGGCGUGGCGGAGCGGCACGUGGACCGGCGCGGGCAGCGGCGCGGGGAUACCGGGCGCUGCUAUUCCUCCGGGUCGGGAAGAAGCGCCGAGCGCUGCUUUGACAGGAGGCGAUCGCCGCGGCGCCCGGCAGCAGAAGCGCGCGCGCGCACACAGAUACAAACACACACACCCCCCUCGCCAAGGUAAAGGCCGUGCUCAUGCCGUCUCCAUUGUAGUCGCGUGUGCUCCUACAUCUCCAUCCCUCUGCAUGGCAUACUAGUAUGCACGGGUGGAAGUCAUGUCAAGUGCCAUCUUCCCAGCUCCUUUCCCUCCCUUUUUCAGUUGCUAUGGUGCAAUGAGAGACCAGGCAGAAGGAUCGACUUUUUGGGUGGAGCAAGCCUCUUUUGAAAUUUGAACCACUCAGACUCCGGAGACACUGGUGUCACCAGGAUACUUCAGCCACCACCUGUAGAGUGAAACUUCCACUCCAGGAAGAAGAAAAAAGGGUGUGACACAGGAACUGAACAGUCUCCUAUAUGUGAUCGCAUAUAUAUAUAUUUUCCAAAAAAAGAAGAAGCUCGAGAGAGAUUUGCCAUCACAGCAGGAAUGUACCAGGAAGAUGACUGGAAGAAUUCAGCAGUGAGGAAAAAACGGGAAUCAUCUGAUGAGUUACUUUCUCAUGCUGCAUCGCCGGACUUGAUACCCUUCUUCCUUUCUUCUGCGGAGUAAUGGUCCUGAGCAUUCCACUGUUUUGAGGCAUUACCAUGUCUACCAGCAGCCGUACGUGUCCUGUACCAACUGUCAAUGGACAUAUGACUCAUUAUCCAGCUCCGCCGUACCCAUUACUUUUCCCUCCUGUCAUUGGUGGACUCUCCCUUUCGACUCUCCAUGGCAUUCAAGGCAACCCGCCAACCAGCGGCUGCAGCACCCCAUCACCAGCAACUUCCUGUUUUCUGAAUGCAGAGGUACUGGAUCAUGGCCAAAAGGUGCAAUCCGGCUCCAUUAAAGCCAGCUGGGACUUUGCCACCAAGCACAUGGAUUUUAAAAAAUGGUUAAAAAUAAAAGCCAUUGAAACUCAGAGCACCAGUUCUGAAGAACUUGUUCCCAGCCCGCCUUCCCCGCUUCCUCCUCCUCGUGUUUACAAACCCUGCUUCGUUUGUCAGGACAAAUCUUCUGGAUAUCACUAUGGCGUCAGUGCUUGUGAGGGAUGUAAGGGUUUUUUCCGCAGGAGCAUUCAGAAGAACAUGGUUUAUACAUGUCACCGAGAUAAGAACUGUGUUAUUAAUAAAGUCACUAGGAACCGCUGCCAGUACUGCAGACUACAGAAGUGCUUUGAAGUGGGAAUGUCCAAAGAAUCUGUCAGAAAUGACAGGAACAAAAAGAAGAAGGAGCCUUUAAAGCAAGAGUUUAUGGAGAAUUACGAAAUGACGGCAGAGUUGGAUGACCUCACAGAGAAAAUCCGAAAAUCUCACCAGGAAACCUUCCCUUCUCUCUGCCAGCUGGGCAAAUACACUACGAACUCUAGCGCUGACCAUCGAGUUCGGCUGGACCUUGGGCUCUGGGACAAAUUCAGCGAACUUGCGACCAAGUGCAUUAUUAAGAUAGUGGAAUUUGCAAAACGGCUGCCUGGUUUUACAAGUUUGACAAUUGCAGACCAGAUCACACUACUUAAAGCUGCAUGCUUGGACAUCUUGAUCCUUAGAAUUUGCACAAGAUACACGCCCGAACAAGACACGAUGACGUUUUCCGACGGCCUUACACUGAACCGAACUCAGAUGCAUAACGCUGGAUUUGGUCCCUUGACGGAUCUUGUGUUCACAUUUGCCAAUCAGCUCCUGCCCUUGGAAAUGGACGACACGGAAACUGGCCUGCUCAGUGCCAUCUGCUUAAUCUGUGGCGACCGCCAGGACCUCGAAGAACCAGCUAAGGUAGAUGAACUACAGGAGCCAUUGUUGGAGGCUCUCAAAAUAUACAUCAGAAAAAGAAGACCCAACAAGCCUCAUAUGUUUCCAAAGAUCUUAAUGAAAAUCACAGAUCUACGCAGUAUCAGUGCAAAAGGUGCUGAACGUGUUAUUACACUGAAAAUGGAAAUCCCUGGCUCUAUGCCGCCUCUCAUCCAAGAAAUGUUGGAAAACUCAGAAGGACACGAACCACUGACCCCAAGCUCAACCGGGACCACAGCAGAGCACAGUCCUAGCAUCUCCCCAAGUUCCGUGGACAACAGCAGCGUGAGUCAAUCCCCACUGGUGCAAUAAGACGUUCUCCAGCGACAUUCCUAACAUUUUUUAGACAGGGAUGAGACGCAAGAAUAGUCUUUGCUGCUGCUCAUUUUCUGGACUUAUAUAUAAACACACUAAAACCCAACAAGGACCAAGAACUUUUCAUGUGUACCCGUAUUAUAUGUACACACACACACACAUACCCAAACAGAUGCCUUGCAGCUUAACUUGAAACCAUAAACUUUUGAAAUGCUAAAUGAACUAGUUCAUGAAAUAAUAAACUAGUUAAGCUUCAAUUGUUUCUGCUGGAAAUCCAAGAUUGUACGGUGACAAGACAGAUCUCAAACAAGAGGUUAAAAUUAUGGUUUUUACCCAUUUCUGAUGACUUUGUACAUAAACAAAAUAUAUGGGCCUGUACUUUCUCGACUGGAUGUUUGGUGCUUUCCUUUUCUCUUGCGUACAUGAAAUGACCCAGACAUCAUGCUUACGAAAUGGACCGCUUACAUGUCCAGGUGAAAAAAAGUUCUAAGAGAGACAUUCUAAUUUAGUUAGGAUGAAACCUUGUCUUUGCUCUUUUUUUUAAUGGCCUCGGUUUGUAUUUCUUUCUUUCCCAGUAAAAGGAGACAAAGAAAUUCACUGCACUACCAGAAGGAACUUCUGUAUACAUGUAACUGCCAGACCAGUUAUUUGGAUGUAAUUUGUUUUACUGUUAAUGUCACUUUAAAAUUUACAAGGGGGUUUGUUACUUGGCUGACUUCUCUGCAUUUAAAAAUAAAUACUAAAUUUUUAACUUCAGUUAUAGCCUUCAAGGCAGAAACACUUUCCAGUGUUAAUGUUUUUUUUGUUUUGUUUUCUUGUUCACAAGCUGUUAGGGGGAAAUUUUUGGGCUAAUAAUGACCAGGCAUACUCACUACCUCUGAAUUGGUGACACUAGUGAAAACAAAUAUGGAGAAACUGUCCCCCCCCCAAGCCCCACAGUCCUAUUCUCUGGUAACAAGGGGCUGUCACUAGAAUACCCAAAAGCAGAGAUGAGAAUCUGCCUCUUUGACUUUGUUAAUCACCAUAAAACAGAGUGGAAAAUGUGGUAGCGUGGUUACAAUUUUUAAGUGUCAGUUUCUUAGGUUUCAUUUUAAAGCACUAGUGAAUUUUUUUUAUAUAUUCUAGCAAGUCUGUGAUGUACUUUCACUGGCUCUGUUUGUACAUUGAGAUUGUUUAACAAUGCUUUCUAUGUUCAUAUACUGUUUACCUUUUUCCAUGGAAUCUCCUGGCAAAGAAUAAAAUAUAUUUAUUUUA
Molecule: messenger RNA, 3525 nt
Organism: Podarcis raffonei (Aeolian wall lizard)
Lineage: Eukaryota; Metazoa; Chordata; Lepidosauria; Squamata; Lacertidae
Gene: RARB
Product: retinoic acid receptor beta
Exons: 12
Coding region: 778-2268 (496 amino acids)
Biological process (GO): retinoic acid receptor signaling pathway; regulation of transcription by RNA polymerase II; cellular response to corticotropin-releasing hormone stimulus
Cellular component (GO): transcription regulator complex; nucleus
Molecular function (GO): nuclear glucocorticoid receptor binding; zinc ion binding; RNA polymerase II cis-regulatory region sequence-specific DNA binding
Source: RefSeq, a predicted model, not a curated record